AUGAAUGUCCAGCUCUAUGUCUACGAUCUCUCCCGCGGCUUGGCGAAGAACAUAUCUGCUGCGCUCCUCGGCAUUCAGAUCGAUGCUAUCUACCAUACAUCAAUUGUCAUGCAAGGCUUAGAGUACGUUUAUGAUGGGGGGAUUAAGACCCUGGAUCCAGGGAGCACCCACCUGGGCCAGCCUAUACAGAUAAUCGAGCUGGGAACGACAGACCUGCCUAUCGAUGUGAUUAUGGAGUAUCUGGAUUCCCUCAAGCAGAUUUACACUCCUGAGGCAUACGAUCUCUGGUCCCACAACUGCAACAACUUCUCCAAUGACUUUGCGACAUUCCUUCUCGGAAAGGGUAUACCAGAGCACAUCACAAGUCUUCCCCAGACUGUGCUCGAUACCCCGUUCGGUAGAAUGAUUCGGCCACAGAUCAAUGAUAUGGUUCAGAAUAGAAAGGCCGAGAACGGCGGGCUGUUGGGCAUAGAACGUCCGGUUUCUACUUCUCUAACACACCGAAAACUUGGUGUCUCAGUCAGGAGACCUACCACUAUGCAGGAACUUGACGGACUACUUGCCAAUGCCAGAACCUCAUGCGCAGUUGUCUUCUUCACGUCGCCCACUUGUAAACCCAGCGAGAAACUUCACUCCCUGUACAACGAGCUAGCAAGCGAGACAGCUCACAGGGCUCUUUUCAUUACAGUCGAUAUCUCGAAGGCAUACGAUAUUAGCACUAAGUACGGUAUUCAAGCUACUCCUACCUUUAUCACUUUCAUACAAGGAAAUCAGCAGAAUCAAUGGACGGGGCCUGAUCCCAGCACUCUUCGAAAAAAUGUCCGAAUGCUCAUACAGACGGCAUGGCCACCACACCAACACGAGUCGCUCCGCCUUCCGGCGCUGCGACGAUCGAGUACAACGCCAGUCCUGUACAGAAAUCUACCCCCACUUGAAAAACUGAGAACGAAGAUGGGGCCUUUAGCGGAAGGCGCAGCUGUUGCUGGCAUCAUGCACUUCAUAUCCACCCGCGCUACUGCUGGUGUAGCUGAAUCAACCCUUCCUGAUCUCCACUCUUUUAGUCAAUUCCUGCUUUCUGCCCCCUCCAAACUUCUACCGGAAGUCAUGUUUACAGUCGUUGAUCUCUUUCGUGCUGCGCUUCUAGACCCACGUUUCAGUGGCUACUACGCAGAAGAAAAAGACCACAAAACCAUUGCGCAUCUCCUUUCCUAUGUCAACUCUUUCACCGAUUGUCCAUAUUCAUUACGUCUCGUAGCAUUGCAGGCAGUCUGUAAUCUUUUCUCUAGCCCGUUAUAUCCUCAAAGCAUUUCUGAUAGCCCCAAACUCGCUAGCCCGGUUGUCCAGUUGAUCGCAACGAGUCUAUUAGACGAAAAGCACCCUAGCGUGCGAGUUGCAGCAGCAAGUCUGUCGUUCAACAUCGCAGUAGCAAACAGUCGGUUACGGUUAGAUGAACAUCGAGAUGCUUUAUUAGAAGGUGAUCAAAUCGAGCUUGCAGCGUCUUUACUAGAGGCCAUUGCAGUUGAAGAAGAAUCUCCAGAGGCUCUGCAGGGCUUAUUGCUUGCCUUUGGGUAUUUGGUCUAUUGCACGCCAGAGAAUGGGGAAUUGAUGGAUUUACUGAGAGCUAUGGAUGCGCAAGGCACUGUUCUUGCGAAGAGGAAGUUAUUUCCAGACGAAGCAUUGGUGGAAGAGGUUGGCGAGGAAUUGCUUGGGACCGGCUUACGGUAG
Molecule: messenger RNA, 1725 nt
Organism: Amorphotheca resinae ATCC 22711
Lineage: Eukaryota; Fungi; Ascomycota; Leotiomycetes; Helotiales; Amorphothecaceae
Exons: 2
Coding region: 1-1725 (574 amino acids)
Biological process (GO): protein modification by small protein removal
Molecular function (GO): peptidase activity
Source: RefSeq, a predicted model, not a curated record